AAGGCCACUGGGUCGCUCUGCCAAAAAGCCCUGAAGAGACCUGUGAAAGGGGUGGUGAGGCGCAUUUGAUCUCUGGGCUUCCCCGUGUCACCCCAGCAUGUGCACCGGGAGCUGUGCCAAGUGCCUGGGGGGCACCCUCAUUCCCCUGGCUGUGUUUGGCUUCCUGGCCAACGUCCUGCUCUUCUUCCCCGGAGGAAAGGUGAUCAGUAACAACGACAACCUUUCGGCAGAGGUCUGGUAUUUCGGAGGAAUUAUAGGAAGCGGGGUCUUGAUGAUCUUCCCUGCGCUCGUGUUCUUGGGCCUGAAGAACAACGACUGCUGCGGCUGCUGCGGGAACGAGGGCUGCGGGAAGCGGUUCGCGAUGUUCACCUCUACGAUAUUCGCUGUGAUCGGAUUCCUGGGCGCUGCGUAUUCCUUCGUCAUCUCAGCCGUCUCCAUCAACAAGGGUCCGAAGUGUCUCACGGGCAAUAACACAUGGGAUUACCCCUUCCACAACGGGGACUACCUCAGUGACCAAGCCUUGUGGAACAAGUGUCAAGAGCCCGCUGACGUGGUUCCCUGGAACCUGACCCUCUUCUCGAUCCUGCUGGUGGUUGGAGGGAUACAGAUGGUUCUCUGCGCCAUCCAGGUGAUCAACGGUCUCCUGGGGACCCUGUGUGGAGACUGCCAGUGCUGUGGCUGCUGUGGGGGAGAUGGACCUGUCUAACCUGCAACGCUGAUCUAAUUUAUGCGCUCAGCAUAUGGGCAGCCUUGCCCGUGACCCCGCCUUGCCCACUGGGGUCACCCAUUCCUGGAUGCUUCCUCACCCUCACCGACAAGGCUUGAGGAAAGUAGAAAAAUCCUUUCCUCUUUCCAGACAGCUUGGCUCAAGUUUGAGUUUU
Molecule: messenger RNA, 881 nt
Organism: Jaculus jaculus (lesser Egyptian jerboa)
Lineage: Eukaryota; Metazoa; Chordata; Mammalia; Rodentia; Dipodidae
Gene: Tm4sf4
Product: transmembrane 4 L six family member 4
Exons: 5
Coding region: 98-706 (202 amino acids)
Cellular component (GO): membrane
Source: RefSeq, a predicted model, not a curated record